CCAUCUACAUCGCCAAAAGCUCCGACUCUUACCGCCUCGUCCCCGCGCUGUGCUCCCCAACACUUGAAAAAAAGACAACGGACAGCAGCCCCCAAAAGACUUUUUUGCCUCCUCCUUCAAACCCCUCCGAUCGCAUCCCCUCCCGGUCGACAAAUCCAAAAAGAAAAAACAAAAGCAAAAAAUGGCGUACCCGGCCCUCGACCAGCGUCCGCUCAAGGACACCAUCUGCCUGUUCGACGUCGACGGCACCCUCACGCCGGCGCGGCAGGACGUGACGCCCGAGGUGCUCGACAUGCUCGCGCGGCUGCGGCAAAAGUGCGCCAUCGGCUUCGUCGGCGGCUCCAACCUGCCCAAGCAGCAGGAGCAGCUGGGCUCGGCCAGCGUCGACGUCACGUCGCUCUUCGACUUUGCCUUCCCCGAGAACGGCCUGACGGCCUUCAAGAGCGGCGAGCCGCUGCCGUCGACGAGCUUCAUCGGCUGGAUCGGCGAGGACAGGUACAGGCAGCUGGCCAGCUUUGUGCUGCACUACAUCGCCGACCUCGACAUCCCCGUCAAGCGCGGCACCUUUAUCGAGUUCCGCAACGGCAUGAUCAACGUCUCGCCCGUCGGCCGCAACGCCUCGCACCAGGAGCGCAAGGACUUCCUCGCCUACGACGACGUGCACAAGGUCCGCGCAAAGUUUGUUGAGGUGCUCAAGGAGAAGUUUGGUCACUUUGGCCUGACCUUCUCCAUCGGCGGCGAGAUCUCCUUCGACGUCUUCCCCAAGGGCUGGGACAAGACCUACUGCCUGAACCACCUCGAGGAUGAGGCCAAGAAGCCCGGCGGCAUCACCUACAAGACCAUCCACUUCUUCGGCGACAAGACCAUGCCCGGCGGCAACGACUACGAGAUCUUCGAGGACCCGAGGACCAUCGGCCACACCGUCACCUCGCCCGACGACACCAUGGCCGAGCUCAAGAAGCUGUUCGACCUGUGAGUGUGAAGGGCCUUGCGAGAAGAGAGUAAUCACACAAUAGAAACAAAAAAAAGAGAACAAAGACGCUAUUUCACGACGGAAUCUGGUGCGUGAUUAGUGUGUGCGGAACACUCGCUGCGACCCUGAAGCGGGAUUUGGAAGGUAAAGGCUCCAAAAAAAAAGAGUAAAGACAAAAGUAAACUUGUAUGCGGAGGAAGACUUCGAGAUAUACAUGGGUGUUGCUGUUACCCUAGAUGGAGUUUGAUAAGGCGCCAACAAAGAAUUGGACCAGUUUCGAAAUUGGUGCUCUAUAUCUCGGGUUAUCACGUGAAAGGAGAUAACAAGACCGAAAGAUUGGAGCUAAAUACUAUUUUCACAAGGACAGCGCCGAGGACUUGAAUGAUGCGAGGGCCAAUAAUAGACUGGCUGGUCAUAAACUAAGUUACUUAUAAAAGAGCCAAACGCAGGUAUAAUUCCGCCUCGCUAAAUCACUUCUAGCUACAAGAAUCUGACAUGACAAGACAUUGGAAACAAUCCAAGCGGCGUGGGGGAGAAUACAGGGGCAUAGCAGGGCAUAAAUUGGCAGGAUGUAAAUGGGAUAUAUACGGCACAUGGAUGGAAGGCGACCGCGCGCUAUGACAAAGGGAUGCGCACGAAAAAUGUGACCGUCGAGCUGCUAUCCGACCGAGGAAGUAGAGACGAGGGGAAACAAUAGUGUCGGAGAAGAGACAUAUGUAAGGAAUCGGUGCCCGGAAUAGAAAACGACAGAUAGACAGGCGGACAGGAGACAUGCUGCUUGGCCAUGUACUUUAGUGGCCGUACUCGAGGUGCGG
Molecule: messenger RNA, 1788 nt
Organism: Gaeumannomyces tritici R3-111a-1
Lineage: Eukaryota; Fungi; Ascomycota; Sordariomycetes; Magnaporthales; Magnaporthaceae
Product: phosphomannomutase
Exons: 2
Coding region: 182-976 (264 amino acids)
Biological process (GO): mannose metabolic process; GDP-mannose biosynthetic process; protein N-linked glycosylation
Cellular component (GO): cytosol
Molecular function (GO): phosphomannomutase activity
Source: RefSeq, a predicted model, not a curated record